Lachnellula hyalina is the source of this 927-nucleotide messenger RNA. It is a transcript of the gene phoA, whose product is annotated as Acid phosphatase. Gene Ontology annotation, biological process: phospholipid catabolic process. The transcript has 5 exons. Bases 1 to 927 code for a protein of 308 amino acids. Lineage: Eukaryota; Fungi; Ascomycota; Leotiomycetes; Helotiales; Lachnaceae. Gene Ontology annotation, molecular function: hydrolase activity, acting on ester bonds. The record is from RefSeq and is a predicted model, not a curated record.
AUGCGUUCACUCAUUCUCCUCUCCGCCUUCUUUGCUGCUGGUUUUGCACAAACGCAAUACACUUCUACAGCUGCGGCUGCAGUGGCCAAGGCAAGAGCCACUGCGUUGACAGAGAGUCCCACGAGUAAUGUCGCCGGCAAGACUUUCGAUUGUUUCGUAGCAAUCUGGUGCGAGAAUACCGAUUAUUCCAUGGCAUCUGCGGACACAAACUUCAAAUGGGCCGCUUCUGAGGGAGUCACUCUAACCAAUUAUCUUGCAAUCAGACACCCUUCACAACCAAACUACGUCGCAGCAGUCGGCGGUUCGACCCAUGGAUUUACAGAUGACACGUUCCAGCGUAUCGACUCAUCCGCCAAGACGAUCGUUGAUCUCCUGGAAGCAAAAGGUGUUUCCUGGUCUGAAUACCAACAAGAUUCCCCCUACAGUGGGUUCGAAGGAAAUUAUGUCAACCAGGAAACCGGAGCUAAUGAUUUCGUAAGGAAGCACAACCCACUCAUAAGCUACGAUUCCGUAUCGAGCGACACAUCCCGUCUGGCCAAGAUAAAAAAUUUGACCAUGUUCGAAAAAGACCUCUCCGACAAUAAACUGCCGCAGUGGAUGUUCAUCACGCCCAAUAUGACGAAUGACGGCCACGAUACCUCGGUCACGACCGCUGGGAAAUGGAUCAAGAGUUUUCUGUCUCCGCUACUGAGCGAUUCUAACUUUAUGAACAAUACGCUCGUCUUGCUGACUUUUGAUGAGACCGCUGUACAAAGCGGGGUUAACAAAGUCUUCUCUGUACUUCUAGGAGACGCGAUUCCGGCUUCUUCGAAGGGUACGACGGAUGGGACUGCGUAUAGCCAUUAUUCUCAGAUGGCUACGGUGGAAAACAAUUGGGGUUUGGGGGAUUUGGGACUUGGUGAUGCGUCAGCAGCAGCGUUCUUUUGA